GGAGGGAAUCAGCUGGAGCAGCCACGCUGAGCCCCUGGCAGAGCUUAGAGCUGUGCCAGGGAGGUGGAGGAGGGCACUGAUGCCUGGUUGAGGUGGAAAUGCUCUUAACAAGGUGGAAAUGCUCUCAGCAUUAAUACCUGCAUGGAUCCUCCAGAAGAAGAUUUCUCCAACCAGGUGAAUUCCACGUCCCUGAACUCCCCCACCAGCCGGGGGCCCAUGGCCACCCCGUCCCUGCACCCGUCCAUCGGGCCGGGCAUCGGCUCCUCGCUGGGCUCCCCGGGCCAGCUGCACUCGCCCAUCAGCACCCUCAGCUCGCCCAUCAACGGCAUGGGCCCCCCCUUCUCCGUCAUCAGCUCCCCCAUGGGCCCACACUCGAUGUCUGUCCCCUCCACGCCCAGCCUGGGGUUCGGCACCAGCAGCCCGCAGCUCAACUCGCCCAUGAACUCCGUCACCAGCACAGAAGACAUCAAGCCACCCCUGGGGCUCAAUGGAGUCCUCAAAGUGCCAGCACAUCCCUCAGGAACGAUGGCCUCCUUCACCAAGCACAUAUGUGCCAUCUGUGGGGACAGAUCUUCGGGUAAACAUUACGGGGUUUACAGCUGUGAGGGCUGCAAAGGCUUCUUCAAGCGCACGGUGCGGAAGGACCUGACCUACACGUGCCGGGACAACAAGGACUGCCUGAUCGACAAGCGCCAGCGCAACCGCUGCCAGUACUGCCGCUACCAGAAGUGUCUGGCCAUGGGCAUGAAGAGAGAAGCCGUGCAGGAGGAGAGGCAGCGGGGCAAGGACCGCAACGAGAACGAGGUGGAGUCCACGAGCAGCGCCAACGAGGACAUGCCCGUGGAGAAGAUCCUGGAGGCCGAGCUCGCCGUGGAGCCAAAGACAGAGACCUACAUCGAGGCAAACAUGGGCCUGACCCCCAGCUCGCCCAAUGACCCGGUGACAAACAUCUGCCAGGCAGCAGACAAACAGCUCUUCACCCUGGUGGAGUGGGCCAAGAGGAUCCCCCAUUUCUCUGAGCUGCCCCUGGAUGACCAGGUCAUCUUGCUCAGAGCAGGGUGGAACGAGCUGCUAAUUGCCUCCUUCUCCCACCGCUCCAUAGCCGUGAAGGACGGGAUCCUGCUGGCCACGGGGCUGCACGUGCACCGGAACAGCGCGCACAGCGCCGGCGUCGGGGCCAUCUUCGACAGAGUACUGACAGAACUGGUGUCCAAAAUGAGGGACAUGCUGAUGGACAAGACAGAGCUGGGCUGCCUGCGAGCCAUUGUCCUCUUCAACCCCGACUCCAAGGGGCUGUCGAACCCGGCGGAGGUGGAGGCGCUGCGGGAGAAGGUGUACGCGUCGCUAGAGGCUUACUGCAAACACAAAUACCCCGACCAGCCCGGCAGGUUUGCCAAGCUCCUGCUCCGCCUCCCAGCCCUGCGAUCCAUCGGCCUGAAAUGCCUGGAGCACCUCUUCUUCUUCAAGCUAAUAGGCGACACGCCCAUCGACACCUUCCUGAUGGAAAUGCUGGAAGCGCCGCACCAAAUGACUUAAAAACUCUGCUGGGUCAGUCCCUCGCCCGGCCGGGCUCCCUCGGGGCCCUUCCUCUGCUUUCCUCGGCCCCAGCCCGUCCCUCCCUGCUGUCCUGGAGGCACCGUCUGCUCCGGGGGACCCUCCUGGUCAUCCUGCCCUCCCUGUGCGUUCGCUGUCACUGCUGCGUCUCCAGACCUGCCCGCUGGUUCCCUGUGCUUCUUGUAGAGGAGUGGGAGCGGAGAGAGCUUUGCCAACCCCUGCCCCCCGCCGUGCCAUGAGGUUUGGGAUGAGCCACCACGGGCUGGUGUCACCUGCCAGCCCUCUCCCCCUGGGGACAAGGACGGUGCCAGCCCUCGGGGCAGUGGGGGUUCCGACGAGCCGAGGGGAGUGGUUGGACUCUGCCAGAUUUGCAGCUGGGCUAUUUUCAGAAGAUGGAGUUUUUUGGAAAAAAAAAAAGAAAAAAAAAAAGAGAAGAAGAAGACAAAAAAGAAAAAAAAAGAAAAAAAAAAGAAAUAAUUUCUAUUUUUGGUUUCUAACUAUUCUUAGUAGUCUCGGUAGUUACUUUGCGGAGGGAGAGGCCGUGGCCCCUGAGUGAGUCACCCGUGGCUGCACACAGGAGCCGUCUCCUUCCACUUCAGAGUAUUUGGGAUUGAGCUGAAUCCCCCAAAACACGGUGGCAGUGGCACAGGAAAUGCCCUUUGGCCACCCUGGAGGGUGCCCGGGCAUCGCUGCCCACCCCGAAGGUGUGGACAUGAGCCAGCUGCAGCGCUUGCUUUAAGGCUGCCAGGGACUCCCCAUGGCCCUUCCCCAGCUCCUGGGGGUUUGCUGGGAGCCCUGCCCUCAGCACGGCAUCCCAGUACAUCCCAGUCCAUCCCAGUACAUCCCAGUGCUGCCCCAGCACCCACCGUGACCCCGCUCUGGGGUUUUGGGGCUCACCCAGGAGCUGCUCCUGUUCUUUCAGCCCUGCAAAACACUGCAAGGCAACAAUUAGUGGGAGUGCUCGGCCAGGCUGGUUAAUUGCGGCUGUUAAUUAGUGCUGAAGCAAGAACAGGGCUGUCCCCUGCCCUGGAUCUGCCCCGUGGGGGUGGGAGGGCCGGGCUGGGUGGGGGAUGUGGCAGCAGCACCAUCCCUGUCCUCCCCGGGAUUCUGAGAGCACCAAAAGCACCUUGGCUUUUGCACAACCCUUUCCUUCAGUCUUGGUGACAGGAUUUUGGGGUUAGGGACAGGAAUGUGCCCACAGCCCACGGGAUGGGGUUCCCCCAGGAGUGUGUAGCCAGCGAGGGAACCAUCCCCCUUCCCCUCCCUCCUCAUCAGGUGUCUCCUGUGCCCCACAAAAACACGAGUUGGAGAGAAAACAAAGCACAGGGAAUGAUGAGGGAUCUUGGGAAGGGUUUUCCCCCCUUGUGCUGGGAGCUGAGGAGGAGGUGCUUCCCCACCACUUCCAUGUGCUCUGUGCUUUAAAAAGCAAAGGAUGAAGCCCCCAAAAUCCCUUCUUGCUCCCCAUGGUUUGCAGCUGGUUGAAAACUCCUCCUUUGUUCCUGGAGGGGGAUGGAGCAGCACCCACCACCUCACUCCCACUCUCUUUUGGAGGGGACACCGUUGCCCCCUGCCUGUUGCCAUCCCAGCUGGAGUGCCCAGCUCCAUCCCCUGCAGCUCCAAAAUACAAAAACCUCUGGGGAUUUGGGGUGGCAGCUCCCCCUGGGGCUGGCCCGGCGCGGCGAACCGGCAGAGGCAGGCAGAGCGCCUUGGCUCUGCUUCCCCAGCAGCCUGCAAGCCACUGAAAAUAUUAUUAAACAGCUUCACCCUGCAAGAAUUUGCCAAGAAAACGAGGCAGGAGAAAUGAAAUCUGGCGAGGGUGCCAGGAAACACGAGCAGGCUGUUCCCUGCCAGGAGGAGGCUGGCACAGCCCCAGGGCGGGCAGGGAGGUGGCAGAGCCCAGAGCCCCCAGCCCUGGGCAGAAAGGAGCCUGGGACUUGCUUGGCACAGAGGAAAAGCUUUGGGGAAGUUGGUGGAUGUUGCACUAGGAUAAACCCGCUGGUCUCUGGUGGGUUGAGCCACUUUUUUCCUGGGGGAUGGCUGGGGAGGAAAUCUUGGGUGCUGUGGUGGCUGCAGGGUGGCACAGUGGGAGAUCCCAGCCCAUCCCAUCCCAUUAUCCCAUCCCAAUCUUAUCCCAUCUCAUUUCAUCUCAUCCCAUCCUGUCCUGUCCAUCUCAUUUCAUCCAAUCCCUUUCCAUUCUGUCACGUUCCAUCAUCCCAUCCCAUCCCAUCCCAUCCCAUCCCAUCCUUAUCCCAUUUUACUUCAUCCCAUCCUUUUCCAUUCUGUCACGUUCCAUCAUCUUCCAUCCCCUUUUUUCCCUAUCUGUCCUCAUCCUACCGUGUCCCAUUUCAUCCCAUCCCAUUUCAUCCCACCCCAUCCCAUCCCCUUUAGUAUCUGACCUUACAAAGCCAAGGGGGAGGCUCUGCAGACCCCAAGCUCCAGGUCAGGCUCAUCCCCGUGCCUCAGUUUCCCUGCUGGAGCAGCACAGCCUCAAUCCAUGCCUGUGGUGGAGGGGAUUUUGGGAAAGGCUGAGCCUUGUCCUGGGGAUUUAAUCUCAGCUGGUGAAAGGGAAUUGGGGUUCCCUGAGCCCCCAAAGCCCAGCCCAGCCCCUCCAUGGUCACCCCAGCCCUUCCUGUGGGAAGGAGAAGCUUUUGUGUGUUGGGAAGAGCCAGAGCAGCCUUAAAGCAACGAGCUUUGCAUGAGUUUGAGUCUUUCCUUUGUGUUCUUUUCACUUUGGGCUUUUUUUUGUUGUUGUCCUCAUCAUGAUAAGGCAGAGUGUGGAGAGGUGAGCGUGGCUGAAGGAAAACAAAAGGCACAUUAUUCCCUGGAGAGGUAGGACGUGGAUGUCACCAGCUCUCAGUGCUCCUGCAAAAAUCUCCUCAGAUUCGGGUGAUCUGUUUGUAAUGCUUCUUUUAAUUCCUUUUUCGUUGGUGGGACAAUCUUUAAUUUUCUAAAGAUAGCACAAACAUCAGCCUUCCAGCCACCUGCUGCACCCCUGGCUGCGUGUUCCACCCACCCCACAGCAGCCCAGCACAUCCCAAACCCCUCCCUGGCAACCCCGAGCUUCCCUUGGCACUGGAGCUGCCCAGGAGUGCCCCGGGGGCCCUUGGGGUGGGGGAAAUGCUGAGCCCUGGCCUUGCUGACCCCUGCACUGGGAACAGCCCUGGGCUGGGCUGCUGACCCCAAAACUACACUGGGCUGCUGACCCCAAAGCCGGGAUGGGCUGCUGACCAUGAAACCAUGCUGGGCUGCUGACCCCAAAGUCAGGCUGGGGAGCUGACCCCAAAAGCAGGCUGGCAAAACUGGCUGGGGAGCUGACCCCAAAACCACACAGGGCUGCUGACCCCAAAAGCAGUCUGGGCUGCUGAUCCCAAGAGAAAGCUGGGGAUCUGAUCCCAAAGCCAGGCUAGGGAGCUGCUGAUCCCAAAAGCAGACUGAGGAGCUGCUGACCCCAUCAGUGCAAGCUGGGGAGAUGACCCUAAAAGCACCUGGGGAGCUGAUCCCAAAAGCAGGCUGGGGAGCUGUGCUGUCCCCAAAAGCAGCUGGGGAGCUGAUCCCAAAAGCAGCAGGGGAUCUGUGCUGUCCCAUGGGUGCUGGCACAGGAGCUGUGCUGUCCCUUGGGUGCGGGUGGCUCACCGGGGUGUCCCUGUGUGUCCCUGUGUGUCCGUGUAUGUACUGUAGAUAUCGACACUGUAUAAUACCCCACUCACAUAUACACUUAGAGAACUGUAGCAAUUACAGAAUUUCCUGGCAAUUUGUGGUUUAAGUCAAUUUUUUUUUUUUGGUUUAUUUUUUCCCCUCUCCUCGCUUUUUUUUUUUUCCCCCCCCCGUGUUUUGCGUCCAUUGUAUCUGAAUCCCUUUCCGAAUUGGCAGAUGCCAAAUCUGGAUUUUUAUUCCUCGAGACAAAGGAACUGCAUCUAUUUUAAGAUGCCUUUUUGUUUUGUUUUUCUUCUUUUUGUUUCCUUUUUCUUGUUUUGUUUUGUUUUGUUUUCAUUCUUUUAAGCAGGUGGUUUGGAGUAAAGAAUAGCUUUAGCAAUUCCCAAUACUUAGUGAUGGAUGCCUUGGCUAUGGGAUACAUAGAUUAAAAAAAAAUGACAUUAAAAUUUAGAAUGACAAAAAAAAAAAGAUAAAAGAUAAGGAAAAAAAUAUCUAAAGCAUCAAUAAAGUUAAAAAUCUAUUUUUGUACAAAUGUAAUUUUAUCCCUUACUGUAUCCUUGGAUAUUUUCUUUCCUGGAUUGUUUUGUUUCUUCUACAGAGAUUGUUAUAAACUCUCUCUAUUUUUUCUCUCUUUCUCUCUGUAAAUGUUCAGCCACAGGGAUCUGGAGAAGAGGGAGAAACUUCUGACCGUGUUUUAAAGGCUUUAUAUGAAAUCUCUUUUGAAAUAAUUUUUUUGAAUGAACUUUUUAUUUUUUUUCCCCCCCACUUCCAAAAUCUUUUUGGGGAUGGGAGGGGGGUGGGAGGGAGGGGGAGGGCUGGCCUGGGGGUGUCUUUUGUCACGUAUCUCUGGCGUUCCUGCAGGUCUGUUUUACUGUGAAAUCACUACCGUAUAUUAUUAUUCACUUCAAAAACAACAAAAAUGGUUACAAAAAAAAAAAAAAAAAAAUUAAAAAAAAAAAAAAA
Molecule: messenger RNA, 6171 nt
Organism: Passer montanus (Eurasian tree sparrow)
Lineage: Eukaryota; Metazoa; Chordata; Aves; Passeriformes; Passeridae
Gene: RXRA
Product: retinoid X receptor alpha
Exons: 10
Coding region: 142-1536 (464 amino acids)
Biological process (GO): retinoic acid receptor signaling pathway; cell differentiation; response to retinoic acid
Cellular component (GO): nucleus; RNA polymerase II transcription regulator complex
Molecular function (GO): zinc ion binding; nuclear steroid receptor activity; retinoic acid-responsive element binding
Source: RefSeq, a predicted model, not a curated record